AUGGCCGAUUGUGUUGUUCACUAUGACUCACUGGACAUAUCUAGUGAUAAACUGAUUCGACCAAGUGCAAAUACAUUUGAAACUUUGCUCGAGUGUAAGAAAAUACGAGAGAGUCUGGGCGGUGAAAAUCAUCACAUUGAUCAAUGCAAUAAAAUUCCAGAGAAUUUGGGAGAAAUUGAGUACUUCUACCAUCGAAAAUGUUUUCAAAAGUUUGUAUAUGCCAAAACGUUAUUGAAACGGAAAACAAGCCAAGACGGCUGUCAAGGUUCCAAUAGCAAGCUUCAAAAAUCAACAAGAAAAACAUCACAAAGACAAAGUGAUGAAGCUACUGGCUCUAGAGGACUGUUCCCGAAUAUAUGUAUGAUUUGUAAGAAGAAGGAGUUAAGGGUUAAAAGU
This is a messenger RNA of Paramuricea clavata, 396 nucleotides long. The record is from the annotation of a GenBank genome assembly. Lineage: Eukaryota; Metazoa; Cnidaria; Anthozoa; Malacalcyonacea; Plexauridae.